AAUAGAGCCAGGCUCCGCCACUAUUCUGUAGACAAGGACGGUGAGCCGGGGCUUGCAGUCUGCUGAUCGCUGUACCGGAGGAUCGGAUCUUCUCCAUACACACAUGGAGACAUCGGCCUGAUCUGGAUUAUAGUGUACAUCGUACAGCGGGCUGUGUGUGGAUUGUAUCGGGGGAGAAUUACUGGAUCUCAGGAGAUAUCAUGGAGAUGUCCUGCCCGGGGCUCAGAUCGGUCCUCCUGACUGUGAUCAUCGUCUCCGGUUUGGGAAGUGGGUCCAAUGUGCUAUUAACAGACAGGUCACAGCACAGGUCCUUGGAGAAAACUGCAUGGAGAUCCUACAAAGAAUCACAAUGUCACCACAUGCUAAAACAUCUUCACAAUGGAGCUCGAGUCACUGUGCAGAUGCCUCCGAUGAUCGAGGGACAGUGGGUCUCAACAGGAUGUGAACUUCGAUCAGGACCGGAAUUCAUCACAAGAUCCUACAGGUUUUAUAAUAAUAAUACAUUUAAAGCUUAUCAGUUCUAUUAUGGAGGAAACCAUUGUACAAAUCCCACAUACACCUUGGUCAUUCGUGGAAAGAUCCGUCUCCGGCAAGCAUCUUGGAUCAUCCGUGGUGGGACAGAGGCUGAUUAUCAGUUGCAUAGCGUACAAGUGAUACCCCACAGUGAAAGCAUGGCUGAAAAACUCACCUGGAUGGUAAACACUACUUGUCCUGGUAUUAUACCCUCUGACAUGACCUGGAAAAUAGAUGGCACUUACGAUUUGUGGAAGGAAGACAACAGUUGUAGAUGUUUAGAGGCUCUUAACUUUGCAAUGCAUGAACUUCAACUCAUCCGUGUGGAAAAGCAGUAUUUACAUCACAACUUGGAUCAUUUAGUAGAAGAAUUGUUCUUAGGGGAUGUUCAUACUGACACCUCCCAGAGAAUGUAUUAUAGACCAUCCAGUUACCAACCUGCUCUACAGAAUGCCAAGAACCAUGAUCAAUCAUGCAUGGCCUGCAGAGUCAUCCUCCGAUCUGAUGAACACCACCCUCCAAUCUUACCUCCCAAAGCUGACCUAACUAUUGGAUUGAAUGGAGAAUGGGUGAGCCAGCGCUGUGAGGUCCGACCAGAAGUACUCUUCCUCACCAGACACUUUAUCUUCCAUGAUAAAAACAAUACCUGGGAAGGAUAUUACUACCACUACUCAGAUCCUAUCUGCAAGCAUCCUUCUUUUACCAUCUAUGCCAAGGGGCGCUACAGCAGAGGAGUGACAUCAACCAAGGUCAUGGGAGGAACAGAAUUUGUCUUCAAAGUAAAUCAUAUGAAGGUGACGCCAAUGGACUAUGCCACAGCUUCUCUACUCAACGUUUUCAAUGGUAACGAGUGUGGAGCAGAUGGUUCCUGGAAAGUAGGUGUGGAGCAAGAUGUUACUCACACAAAUGGUUGUGAGGCUUUGGGAAUAAGGCUUCCACACACUGAAUACGAGCUAUUUAGGAUGGAGCAAGAUUCCAGAGGAAGGUAUUUACUUUUCAAUGGCCAAAGACCAAGUGAUGGCUCUAGUCCAGAUAGAUCUGAAAAAAGAGCAACAUCCUAUCAAGUGCCACUGGUUCAGUGUGCCUCUUCACCACUUAGACUGGAAGAGACAGUUGAUGGAGUCCACAGACUCAAAUCGGGAACUCACCUACUUGCAUCAUCCACAUUCAUUUUUUUUCCUUUACCAUAUUUGUGUUUAUUUGUACUACUUUAUUUUUGGACCAGCUGAAAUAACUUAAGAAGAAGUACCCUUUGUAUUUUAAUUUAAUGGGACCAAGGACCUCUUAUUUCAUUGAAGAAAUUAUACUUGAUGCACUUGGUAGGAUGCCCAAGAAAUGGCGCCCUGGCUAUCAUACCUUACCCUAUCUACUUCUGAAUCUCCAACUGACAUUUGCCCUUAACCUAACCUGACCUUGCCUUAUUUGGUUGCACAACAGUAAUUGCACUUUAUGUCAGCUGAUAAUUUUCUGUUAAUAUAUUGAUGAGAAAAUAAGUAGAUUACAGCCACUGAUGUACACAUCUAGUCUGUGCCAUAUUGCUGUUGUGACAUAACUAUGCUCCAUAAUGCUUACAAAAUUCCUAACAGUGUUGACAAAUCGGGAUGGAUUUUGUACAGUUUUGUGCCUCUAAGCUAAAGACUGAUCUUUUUUUAUGAACUGGCUCCAUUGUUGUCUAAGGCGGUAUCUGCCAUAUAGUCCCUUCAUCGUCAAAUGGGUCGGAAUAUUUGCUGUAUAUAUCUUUAUAAUGUACAUAUAUGUAUAUGAAAGAUGCAUUGAUUUAUAUUGACGUAUUACACAUUUUACACCAAAGAAUAAAGAGUUGAGAAUUUGUGGGUAAA
Molecule: messenger RNA, 2351 nt
Organism: Rana temporaria (common frog)
Lineage: Eukaryota; Metazoa; Chordata; Amphibia; Anura; Ranidae
Gene: APCDD1
Product: APC down-regulated 1
Exons: 5
Coding region: 201-1742 (513 amino acids)
Biological process (GO): negative regulation of Wnt signaling pathway
Cellular component (GO): plasma membrane
Molecular function (GO): Wnt-protein binding
Source: RefSeq, a predicted model, not a curated record